AUGCCUCAACGAGAAUUCGUCCCCAAGAAAUACGAGUUGUCGAAAGGUGGCAACGAUUCAACCCUUGCUCUUCGGUCAGUCGGCGGAAAACAAAGCUUCGAUUUCACCUUUGAAGCUGUCCGCCCAAACCUGUUCCGCGUGAGAUUUACUUCCCACGCUCAUCCACUGCCUCCAUAUCCCAGUGUCCCUGAGCCUACGAAAGAUGCUUCAUUAUCUUCUUCGUUCAGCACCACCGGUUCCUCCGCAACCACCGAAAUCGGCGGGGUGGCAGCUGCCGUAGAAUGGAAAAGCACACCCGUCGUCUCUCUGUCCUGGUCUGGAUCCAAGCAACCACUCCAUCGCGACUUGCCGGGUCGUUCUUAUGUCGCCGACUCAAGCGGCGUGUCUCACUACAGUAUCCUUGACAGGGAAGCUCUCCACGUCGGUCUAGGCGAAAAACCAGCUCCUAUGGACCUGACGAACCGAAACUUCAUCCUGUCUGCGUCCGACACAUUUGGUUAUGAUGUCUACCGCACCGAUCCUUUGUAUAAACACAUCCCGCUUCUGAUCAAAGCUACUAGCGAGGGCGUUGUUGCGAUUUUCUCUUCUUCCUAUUCUAGAGGCACAUGGAGCGUUGGCUCUGAACUCGAUGGUCUGUACGGAGCGUACAAGGUGUAUCGUCAGGACUAUGGCGGUUUGGAGGAGUACUUUAUCGUGGGGAAGACAUUGAAAGACGUCGUUCGCACAUAUGCGGAACUCGCCGGAUUCCCUCUGUUGCCCCCUCGAUGGGCAUACGGAUACAUCUCUGGUGGCUAUAAAUACACCAUGUUGCCCGAUCAGGCACUGCUCGACUUUGCAGCUAAGCUCAAACACCACGAUAUCCCCUGCUCGGCUCAUCAGAUGAGUUCGGGAUAUUCGUUUAGUGAUGGUAAUCCCAGUCUCCGAACUGUUUUCACCUGGCACCCUAAACGAUUCCCAGACCCGAAAAAGUGGACUUCUCAAAUGCAUGCUGCGGGGCUAAGGUUGUUGUCUAAUAUCAAGCCGUUUGUUCUCUCGUCGCAUCCGGACUUUGGAAAGCUGAAACAGGCCAAUGCUCUUUUCACUGAUCCUGACACAAACCUACCGGGGUAUAUGGAUGUAUGGAGUGCCGGUGGAGGUGAAGGUGCCGAGGGCUGCCAUAUCGAUUUCUCUUCGCAUGAUGGGUUCAAAUGGUGGUUUGAAGGAGUGCAGAAACUGGCCAAUGCAGGUAUUGAUGGAAUCUGGAACGAUAAUAACGAAUACACCCUUCCCAACGAUGACUGGAGGUUGAAAUUGGAUAAUAGAGAUGUCAAGAUUGGACAACGCGCAGAUGCUCCUAAUUUAGUCGGUCUCUGGGGACGGAAUAUGCAUACUGAGCUUAUGGGGAAAGCUUCUCAUGACGCUCUGGUUGAUUUGAGGCCGAAUAUGAGGCCGUUUGUUCUGACUAGAAGUGCAACUGCUGGAACGCUGAGGUAUGCUGCCAGCUCUUGGAGCGGUGACGACGUUACCAGCUGGGAGAAUCUAAAGGGUGCCAACGCAUUGUCGUUGAAUGCCGGCUUCUCACUCCUGCACUGUUAUGGACACGACAUUGGUGGUUUUGAGGGCCCCCAACCAUCCCCCGAACUGCUCCUCCGCUGGGUUCAAAUCGGCAUUUAUUCACCUCGCUUCGCAAUCAACUGCUUCAAAACCUCACCUGCCGACAACUUGCUCGGCGAUGUCAUCGAGCCAUGGAUGUACCCUGAAAUCACACCCUUGAUCCGAGACACCAUCAAACGCCGCUAUGAAAUUCUACCAUACAUUUACUCGCUUGCCCUCGAAAGCCAUCUAUAUGCCUCUCCACCCCAACGCUGGAUCGGAUGGGGCUAUGAAUCCGACCCUGAGGUAUGGGCAUCGAAAAAACUGAAAGAAGGAGAAGAGCAAUUCUGGUUCGGAGACAGUCUGCUCGUCGGCGGUGUCUAUGAACCGGGUGUGACGAGUGCAAAGGUUUAUCUGCCACGGAAAUCUGAUGGCAGGUUUGACUAUGGAUACGUCAACCUGAACGCGCCAUAUGAGUAUUUGGCAUCAGGGCAAUGGGUUGAUAUCAAAUCCGAAUGGCAAAAUAGCAUCCCGCUCCUCGCGCGCAUCGGCGGCGCAGUCCCGGUUGGCAAGAGCGUCGUCACACGCACGCCAGGCGAAGACAAAAUCGACGAUGCAGCAGGGGGUAUCAGCGAACUCGACGACCACCGCGGCAUCGAAAUCUUCCCUCCCAAGGGUAGUUCUCACGGUCACACUUUCUCGACUACUUGGCUCGAGGAUGAUGGCUAUACUCAGAACGCGGGUGUGUCUUCGUUUACGAUUAGAUAUUCCUCGACCGCCGAGAAGGUCACGGUGGGCUUUGAGCGGGAUGACGCAAACAAGUAUGUCCCUGCUUGGAAGGAUUUGGAUGUUGUUUUGCCGGUAGGGGAUCAGAGGCAUGUUGUUUUGUCUGAUUCGGGACAGCCGUUGAAGUUCGUUGGUGUUGAUACCAAGGGACGGAGGGUAUAUCGGUUGAGUAAUAUCUAG
Messenger RNA from Talaromyces marneffei, 2538 nucleotides. RefSeq lists its product as uncharacterized. Gene Ontology annotation, molecular function: carbohydrate binding; hydrolase activity, hydrolyzing O-glycosyl compounds. The record is from RefSeq and is a predicted model, not a curated record. Gene Ontology annotation, biological process: carbohydrate metabolic process. Lineage: Eukaryota; Fungi; Ascomycota; Eurotiomycetes; Eurotiales; Trichocomaceae. The coding region runs from base 1 to 2538 and encodes 845 amino acids. The transcript is spliced from 2 exons.